GUCCGGCGUUCGUCGCGCCUCACUUAAGAAGCCCCGUUGCCUCUCCUCCCUCGACCACCUUUUCUCCUCACCAGUCCCUCGUUAUCAUUGUCACAACUCACAACAGCCCCUCCAGUCACUCUUUCCCCCAUUGAAAUUGAAUCCGACCGACCGCUCUCACGAUGAAGGCCGCCUUCUCGCUGGGCGCCCUGCUGGCCCUCUCGCUCUCCGCCACGGCGCAAAUGGACACCUACAUGGGCUGCCACUCCUCGCCCGGUAACCUGACGGAUCAAGGUUCCAACCAAUACCAGUCGGUGGGAUUGUGCGGUCAGGUGUGCGCCAAGGUCGGGGCGCCCUUUGCCGGUCUACAGGACUCGCACUGCUGGUGCGGUGUCUCGCCCCCGGUCCCCUCCACCUUCGUGUCGGGCAAAGAAUGCAACACCCAGUGUCCGGGCUACCCAGCUGAUACCUGUGGUGGCACAGGUGUCUGGUCAGUGUAUCAGCUGGGCAUCACAGCUGAUCCGGAUGACGGCGGAAACGGAGAUGGACCCCCGAAUGGCAACGGUGGUGGCCCCAAUAAUGGCGAUGGCGAUGGCGAUGGCGACGGCCCGGGAUAUGGCAGUGGGAAUGGCCCUCCUGGCAAUGGUGGCGGUCCGGAAACCACCACGGCCUCGAGCUUCACGGUGUAUCCCACCCCGGCGGUGGCCUCGACCACGGCCAGUCAGUCGGCUUCUUGGGCCAGUACGUCGGCCAUUGUGUCCACUGCUCGGGCAUCUCCCACUACAGCUACCUCGGGGGCAAGUCGUCGAUUCCGGUUCUUGUUCUUCUAGAUACCCUCUGCGAGACUGAUGGAUAUCCGCGUGAUAUGGGCUAAGCUGUAGGCUGUUCUCGAUUUCCUCCGUACAGGAAAUCCGCGAGAAGAUGCUGUUGGCACAGUAAUUCCAGUCGAGAUCGUAGCUGCUUCUUGAUCGUCCAUUGGCUUCGUAAUUGCUGUCUAGAAUAUACUGAUGUACUGACCUUGUUACUAUGUGCCGAGGAUAUAACCCGACAUCAGCUGCCCCAGGAAUUAGCAUGGUCGACUACUAGCAGGUGCCCUUUUCCAGGUGUAUCCCAUUUUAUAGUAUGCGAUAGACAUCCUCAACUGUCAGCAUUGGAAUAUCU
This is a messenger RNA of Aspergillus sclerotioniger CBS 115572, 1140 nucleotides long. Its product is annotated as WSC domain-containing protein. The coding region runs from base 162 to 809 and encodes 215 amino acids. NCBI's taxonomy places the organism in Eukaryota, Fungi, Ascomycota, Eurotiomycetes, Eurotiales, Aspergillaceae. The transcript is spliced from 2 exons. The record is from RefSeq and is a predicted model, not a curated record.